This is a messenger RNA of Drosophila teissieri, 303 nucleotides long. It is a transcript of the gene Mzt1, whose product is annotated as mitotic-spindle organizing protein 1. The record is from RefSeq and is a predicted model, not a curated record. Gene Ontology annotation, biological process: gamma-tubulin complex localization; microtubule nucleation by interphase microtubule organizing center; mitotic spindle assembly. The transcript has a single exon. The coding region runs from base 79 to 303 and encodes 74 amino acids. NCBI's taxonomy places the organism in Eukaryota, Metazoa, Arthropoda, Insecta, Diptera, Drosophilidae. Gene Ontology annotation, cellular component: centrosome; spindle; gamma-tubulin ring complex.
AUACAAUUACUGCCCUUAAAUUAUUUGGAAAUUUAUUCAGAGUUCGUAUCAAGCUAUAUCAAAAUUCGUAGAAUAAAGAUGUCCGACGAUCGCUUGACUGUCUUGCACAAUAUAUCGGAACUAGUAAACUCCGGUCUCAGCAAGGAAACCCUUAAAAUCUGCAUCGAACUGAUAGACAAUGGAGUCGGUGGUCGAGCACUUGCACAAGUAAUCAAGAGCAUUAGAGAGGGGAUCGAAGAUAAUAAAGGUGGAGAGUGUGAGGAUUCCGGAGAAUCAGCUGCAUCAACACCCAGAAUUUUGUAG